UGUUGCCAUCCCCAACUUUGCUGCCCCCUGCACCUUCUCUUUCUUCCCCUAGAUUUCAUGGUAGAUUCUCUCUCUCAUCUUCCCCAUUAAUAGAUUUACCAUUUCUUGUUCUAUUUACUAAUUUUCCAUCUUUUCACCCUUGUCACUAGUACUACAUAAGAAGGCACCCACAAACCGUUUUCUAUACUACUACAACUCUAUGUGAAAGACAAUUAACAUAAAUAUGGACACCAUCAAUAAUCUCUUUAUCUAUCUUUUCCUCUCUGUUUUCACCUUUCUUCUCCUCCGUGCCGUAACGGCGGCUCAUCUUCGCCGCCGUAAAACCCGACUCCCACCGGGUACCCUUGGCCUUCCCUUUAUAGGAGAGACCCUUCAGUUAAUCUCUGCGUACAAGACUGAAAACCCUGAACCCUUCAUUGAUGACCGUGUUUCUAAAUAUGGAAACAUUUUCACAACCCAUGUUUUCGGUGAACCGACGGUCUUCUCUGCUGACCCGGAGACGAACCGGUUUAUUUUGCAGAAUGAAGGCCGGCUUUUUGAAUCAAGUUAUCCUGGUUCGAUACAGAAUUUGCUAGGGAGGUAUUCUCUGUUGCUCAUGAGAGGAACACUUCAUAAGAGAAUGCAUUCUUUAACUAUGAGUUUUGCUAAUUCUUCCAUCCUUAAAGACCAUCUGUUGGCCGACAUAGAUAGGUUGGUUAGGCUUAAUUUGGAUUCCUGGACCGGUCGUGUCUUCCUCAUGGAGGAGGCCAAGAAGAUAACGUUUAAUCUAACAGUGAAGCAGCUGAUGAGUUUUGAUCCAUGCGAGUGGACAGAAAAGCUCAUGAAAGAGUACAUGCUUGUCAUUGAAGGAUUCUUCAGUAUUCCUUUGCCUAUUUUUUCUUCCACCUACCGCAAGGCAAUUCAAGCUCGAAGGAAGGUGGCUGAGGCGUUGGGAUUAGUGGUAAGAGAGAGGAGGAAAGAGAGAGGAGGAGGAGAGAGAAAGAAUGAUAUGUUGGAAGCGUUGUUUGAAGGAGAUGGGGUUGAAGGAGGAGGAUUUUCAGAUGAGGAAAUAGUGGAUUUUAUGCUGGCAUUGCUAGUGGCUGGCUAUGAUACAACCUCUACCAUCAUGACCCUUGCUGUCAAGUUCCUCACUGAGACACCCCAUGCUCUCUCCCACCUCAAGGAAGAGCACGAGGAGAUCAGGUUAAGAAAAGGUGAAGUUGAGUCCUUACAGUGGGAAGACUACAAGUCAAUGCCCUUCACUCAAUGUGUUGUUAAUGAAACUCUGCGAAUUGCUAACAUAAUUAGCGGAGUUUUCAGGAGAGCCAUGACUGACAUAAAUAUCAAAGGUUAUACCAUUCCGAAAGGUUGGAAGGUUUUUGCUUCUUUCCGAGCUGUUCAUCUAGACCAUGCGCAUUUCAAAGAUGCGCGUUCUUUUGAUCCAUGGAGGUGGCAGAGUAAUGCUGGAUCAACAAGCUCACCUAACGUAUUCACACCGUUUGGCGGAGGACCACGGCGCUGUCCUGGUUAUGAGCUUGCUAGAGUGGAGCUAUCUGUUUUCCUUCACCACUUAAUAACUCGUUUUAGUUGGGUUCCCGCUGAACCAGAUAAAUUAAUUUUCUUCCCGACAACAAGGAUGCAGAAGCGAUAUCCAAUUAUUGUCCAACGUCGGAGCUUGUUUGACCCGUAUAAAGAAUGAGGCAGACAGGAGAAGAGAAGAGUAGAAUGGUUUCUGAGAUUGUAGGAAGCAAAGUGGUAGUGAGUGAAACUGUAUGAAAGUUUAAUAAGACAAUGGUAUAUAGGUUGAGCAAUAUACAUAGGAAAUUAAAUUAUUUUGUAGUGGAACUGAGCAGAGAUCGCAUCCUUUUCUAUGAAUGAAAGGGGAGUCAGCAAGAUUUUAUUUA
Molecule: messenger RNA, 1883 nt
Organism: Lycium barbarum (goji berry)
Lineage: Eukaryota; Viridiplantae; Streptophyta; Magnoliopsida; Solanales; Solanaceae
Product: 3beta,22alpha-dihydroxysteroid 3-dehydrogenase
Exons: 8
Coding region: 224-1678 (484 amino acids)
Biological process (GO): brassinosteroid biosynthetic process; brassinosteroid homeostasis; multicellular organism development
Molecular function (GO): heme binding; monooxygenase activity; iron ion binding
Source: RefSeq, a predicted model, not a curated record